AAAAACCAUCAAGGCGGAGUGGAUAGGGCGAUCGGAAUAUUGCUAUAUCUAGGUUGGAUCUUUCCAUCGAGCUCAAGCUGACUGAGUGCUGUUGUUUGUUUUUUUUUUAUAGCCCAAGAUCCGUUCCGCAAACCGUUCAAGUGUUUGCUACUUUUCGUUUUCGCUUUCUAUUUUUAGGACGCCAGCCGGCUAGUGCCAUUGCUCUUUAACUCACUCCGGCCGUCCGGAUGCUUGGCUUGCGCGAAGCACACCGGCGCUAUGCGCAACAACAACACCCCCGCCAUGAACAGCUAAAAGAGCCGACCAUCAAAUUAAGUGUCGGACCUGCAACAGUCAGACGGACAUCACGUCUACUGCAAAGACACAGCGGCAAAUAUAACUACGACAACAACAACAACAACAAACUCAGCGACGACGUCGUCGUUACCCGUCGAUUGUUGUACGGCAUAAAAAGAGACAUAGUAAGAGAGUGUAUACUGUGUAAAAGAUAAAUGAUUCAAUUGUGUGAACGAUUCUCCGCGGUGUUGUUAAAAAAGAAACUGUAGCACGGUUCCAAUAGGACACCAGAAGUGCGACGUUUGCCCGCCAUUGGUAUUGGCUUGUCAUCUGAUAGCUAGGCUGGAAGUUAUGGAGUGUCCUCGGGACACAAAAAGUGUCGUAGGAGAAGUUCACCUCAUGGAAGAAGACAAUGACGAAAAUGAAAUUCUUGUAGAUGCUAACGGUCUGGAUAUUCCCCCCGGUGAAAUAUCCGUCUAUAAAGAUCCGAGUGGUGAAUUAGUUCUUGUCGUGCAUACGGACGACGCUGAGUCGAGUUCAAAGAAAGCAUCCGACCAAGUUACAUCUUCUAGCUUCGGGGUCGCUGAAGCAGUAAGGGGUCACACCGAUCUCACUACCGUUGAUGCGCCGGAAAACAGCCAAAGCGAGGUAAGUUCCCAACAUUGUGUAACAGCCGUUGAGGGCUUGCGAUCACCAUCAAGUCAGCAUAACGAACACGACGAAGUAGAAGCUUUAGACCAACGUCAGGCUGAUCGAACAAAGGCUGUCCCGAUUGUUGACGAACCCAUGGAGAUAGACAAUGACACGCAGUUUCCGGUGGAAACCAUGGAUUCAGAUUCGGCCAUGGCAACGCAAGACACUUCGCUUUCUACGGAGUCGCCUACAGAAAAUGUCCAUCCCGGGAGUGGGGAAGAGAUGGGAGAGGUUUUGCAGCAUGAAGAAGUUCAGGAAUCAUUACAGUCCAAAGCCGUUGAGAAGUCAGGGGGUCAGAACGAUACUGUAAACGUGGUGUUAUCAAAUUCGGAGGAAACGAUGGCCGAAGGGCCAUGCAAAUUCGCGGAAACGCCCAAAUCUUCGGAGAUAUCGCGGUCAAGCAAGGCAGCAGACACCCCUGGACCUAUCAUAAAAGUAGAUAUAUCACUGUCUUCUAAAGAGGUAGAGGAGUAUUCGUCGGAUGGGGACACAAAUACCGCACUGCCGGCUGCAGACGGUGGAAGUCCCACACUAACUAGUGAGGAUGGCCACUCCUCACUCAAAAGGGAGGAGGCAAGUGAAAAUGAGGUAGUUACCAAGCCGUCGACAGGUAUUGAAGUUACGGUCAAGUCAACUACAAGCGAUACUGACAAGGCUGCAGGAGAAACGACAGAGGACGAUUAUCUAGGGCAAAGUAGCCAGCCAGUGCAACGAUUUGACGAUGAUGAUAAGGCGACUGCCGAAUUACCUGGGGGAAGCUUUGCUCCGCUUUUGAUAUCGGGGAAACCGGAUGAGAAUCUGCUAAUCAAUAACAACAACAAUAGAGAAAACAAGGGCCACCCAGAAUCGAAAGCUAUGGAGAUUACACCAAGCAGUGAAGACGCGAUGGGGGUUGAUGAAGAAUCAGCAAACGCAGCUUCAUCCGGCGAUGCAGAAUUAUUGGCCGAAACUAGCCCUAUAUUGAUGCCCGUGAGCCACACAGUGGAUAUUGAGGAGUCCAGGAAAGAAAUACCAUUUGCCCCUCUGGACCAAUCGAGUAAGCAAAGAGUUUUGUCCGGUGUUGCUUCAGAUCGUGGUGAGCAAAAGACAGACGAAAUUGAAGAACCACCUAAAAAGAAACGCGGAAGGCCACCUAAAAAGCAGCAUCAGCGAGGUGAAGGCGAUAGGAAAGGACUACUCGAUGGGUCGGCAAUAAGCGCUUUAGCGCAGUCCCAGCCGGGCAACACCUUUCACAUAAGGAAAGCCAAUACCGACAACGGUGAUAGUAAAGAGGCUCCCCGUCGCUCUGGGCGCGAGCGUCAAGUGAAACGGUAUGAGGAUUACAUAGAGGAUAACUGGGACGACGAUGGUGAGGACGGCGAAGAGGGCGAUGGACUAACGGCUCGGGAACGCAAGGAGUUGGACAAAAAGCUGCGAAAACAACGGAGCCUCAGUGGUAGACUUGGCCAUGGGACGUCUCGUAAUGCUGCCAGCUGGGUGAAAAAAUGCAAUAUAAUAAUUGGCGAGACUGCCACCAGGGAUGGUUCAAAGUUCAAGACUAAGAAGGCGGAACCUGUCCAGCAAAUUGAGCAAGCUCCACCGCGACCAUCACAGGCAGUUAUUCGAUAUUAUUUGCCCAAGAAAAUGGUGGAGCCCGAGCCACCAGUCACACAUUGCCGAAUUAUGUACAGGCCCCAAGAUACGUUCGGUGUUGACAUGGCACAAAAACGAAAACGAGGCAUGCAGGACGACUACACUUGCAGAUGCCAGUACUGGACUAGCCGAAUUAAUAAUUACAUUCGUCAUCUCCGCGACCAUUGCCCAUUCAGCAAGGAUUUCUUUUCCUGGGAUGAAGGCAUGCUCAAAGAGGUAACAAAGGGUCAGAAACAAGGCGUUUCCAAGAAGAUGGAUGUGAAAACGGUGCCAGCUACACUAAUUGGCGGAGUAGCUGUGUCUGAGGGCAGAAAUGAUGUGUCAGGACAAUACACUCAUAGCAAUGCAAAAGAGAUCAAGGACAGCGCAAAGGGAAAUGCUCUUGCCAAGCCGCCAAUCGAACCUAGGGACGGAGGGUCUACAGUUGCACCGGUCUCUCGCGGAAAAUAUCGUCGAGGAGGAGCCUGUGCCGGCGACGAUCGGCCAACGCCAGGCGAUGAAGUUGGCGAUGCCACGGUAUCCGCCAGACUUGGUUUCCGGAAGCAUGACAUUGUCUGGGCGGACCUUGGCAAAGGAGUGCACUGGCCUGCACUCGUGCUUAGCAUUCGCAACCGUGGCUUGCAGGGUAAGGCGCGGGUGAACACGAUGCAAGUGAAGGUCUAUCUGGUUCACGACGGAGAGACGCGGACUCUUCCUAUAUCAAAAGUUGACGGCUUCGAUUCUGCACGCCGUCAUAAUUAUUUAGAAAUUGGACGGGGAGGUCGCGGGGCACUCGCGGUAGACCACGCGAGGGCCGCCCAGAAAGCAGACAAGUUUCUCCGCGAGAGAGUUCUAGGCACCAACAUCGAUCCCAUAAGGUUCUUCUGUCUUGGUGAAACAAAACUGAUUGAGGAUCAGGAGAGUUCAACAUCUUCAUCCGAUGAAGAUGAGGGUGUUACUGAGGAGAUUGGGGGUGAUGGUGCAGGAACACCGCCGAAGUGGGCGUUACCCGAAAUCGAGCUAGACCCCGUAACAGCAGGCGACCAGCAGAAGAACAACGGUGGCAGCAGCAAUAGCGGUAACGAUAUAGUGCAAGCGUUGCAUAUCGUUAAGAAGGCGAAGCGGCGUCGCAAGUUAAACAACAAUGCCCUCGUAGAAUUUAUUGUCAAUGGAAAAGUUGAGCCGCACCUCGUUGGCAUCUAUAGGGGAACGGUUCCUUCUGAACGUCAUGCUUCAUUUAUGAGUGCGGACGAAGCUCGUCGUAGCGCGCUCAAGAAAAGUACGUCAUGGGGCCCCGUUGAUGAUGUGGGCCAACAGGAAGCCGUCUUCGAGUAUUGUGAAGAUCUUAUUCAGCGGUCCGCUGGUGAUAGUGAGGGCACUCCUGGCUCUGAGAGUGGCAGCGAGCAACUCGAUAAACAUACCUACGCCUUUGAAGUCUUUUGUCCGGAAGCUAUUACAAAAGCAAUUUCAAGGCUAGCACGUGUUGGCAUGGAAACAGCGGCCCAGUUAUUUCUCAAAGGUCAUGAACAGAGCAAGCAGUUUAGUGAAAUCCAGGACAUAGCCACAAAGGAGCAGGAAUUGGAACGCGCUGCGCAAAAAAGCAAAGAAGAAGCAAUAGAACGGGAACGACAGGCCAAGACUACGACGGCUACUGAUAUCAUCGCCAGUACUGGCAACCAGCAAAGUGUGUCCGAAGACAUUGCGCAGGACCGUGGAGAGGCCGAAGUGGGCGAAAAGAAAAGCGUUGAGGGCGAGGGUCGGUCAGAACAGCUGAACACCGGUGAUGUCGUUCGUGAAGAACUCGAACGACUGGGCGUUGACCAAAAGUUAUUAGAGGUACUCGACAAGGACGAUGCUUAGAUGGAUUCAAACAAACAUUAAUUUUUCGGGGAAAACUCGUAGCAAAGAGAAUCCGAGCUGAUUUCUACACUGGCCUAUUCGCGACGAAUUUAACAUUCGUUACAGACCUUACAUUUGCUGUAACGGAAGCAGACAUAUUCCAUAAAAUUUUUAUCUAGCUUCGCAACUAUGCGUAUCUAGCAGGACAUCGAGCGCCGACUAGACUCAAUUGUGCAGUUGAAGAUAUUCAUCUUGCGAACAGAACCACCUUAUAGUGGGCGGCUCUCAGUCUUCGCUAUUUUGAACCCUGACCAGGCGUAUGUCUACAUUAGUGUAUAGGAGAGAAUGCGACUAUUGGCAGACAAUGAGCGCAACAAAGCCUCGCGUAACAACUAUCCGGUUUGCCCCCUGAAGAACACUCCAUUAGAUCCUAAUACAUAUAUGAUCCAUUGUUGUAACAAAACAAUCGGCUUUGUAAAGCGGAAGUCAGCUACUUGGUGCCGACGUUUUGACAGAUGAGUCUAUCAUAGUAUGCAUACAGUUUAGCUGCACCUCGUACGACUCAUGUCGAAGUGUAUUGUCACAUGUAAAUUUAUACAGAUUAGUCGUAGCAAGGUUUAGCAACCGGCUCUUUCUAUAUUUUCGAACUUAGCCGCGAUUGUACUCUAUCGUAGUCCAGGGAUGAACAAUAGCAAAAACAGGCUCAAGUUAACCCUGCGUCCGUUUCUUAACGUGUGCGACAAACAUCUCUGUUAUGAAGCCACAACCACAGUUAAAUAUCUUGAGUCCUGCUUUACCUAUCGUGUGCAUUGUUGUGUUCUAAUGGAUCUAUCCUGCAAGAUGCUUCAACUACAAUGGCCGUAUCAGCACGCCCGUUAUUAGCAUUCAAGGCUGAACUCAUUCAUCUUCGACAAGCAUUGUUGUCGACUUCUUGGGUCAGACAGUAUGUAAACGUUCUCCCAUAGAAAGCAUAACCAAGUAUAGCGUAUUAUUAUUAUACGUAUAGUCAGAGUAACUGUUUUGUAGUCCUGUCAUUAAUUCAUUCAUUCAUACUUCAUUCUGGCUUCAGUUAGCACAAAUAUGCAUGCCGUACGUGUUUAACUUUUAGAUACUACCAAAAACAAAAAAAAGUUGUUGGACUAGGAGUGAUUAUACAGCAACUACUUUACAAUUAAAUUCAGAUGUAACUUUUUUUUUUAAAUAAUCAGAUCAAGUUGUAUGAAAACACCGACCUUUGUGUUCUUUACCAUUUUAGCACACGACUCCCCAAAAUAUUGUUUAUUGACCGAGCGUACGGUUUUUUUUGUAACUUUGGUUUCAUUGUUACUUUCGAAGCUCAAGCUUUUGUUAAAGUGACGCAAAGUGCAGCGAGAUUGAAAUAUUCGUGCACACGUACAUACAGAAGCACACCACUGUAUUGGCACAAAUAUUUCAUUAAGUUCUGUCCGUGCAUUCUACAGAACUAAUGAAGCAAUCUUCAUAGGUCUCAUUCACAAUAUGCCUAUCCUUUAUGUUAGUCAGUGGAAAUAUAUAUAUAUAUAUAUAUAUGAAAGGUACCAUUUUUGUUAUUGUCAAUUAUCAAUGAAUGUAUUAGCAACCGAAAAAAUAAUAAUGACGAUAACUAUAUAAAUAAUAAAAUAAGCGAGAUUUUGUA
Varroa destructor (honeybee mite) is the source of this 6073-nucleotide messenger RNA. RefSeq lists its product as uncharacterized. NCBI's taxonomy places the organism in Eukaryota, Metazoa, Arthropoda, Arachnida, Mesostigmata, Varroidae. The record is from RefSeq and is a predicted model, not a curated record.